Molecule: messenger RNA, 921 nt
Organism: Mucor mucedo
Lineage: Eukaryota; Fungi; Mucoromycota; Mucoromycetes; Mucorales; Mucoraceae
Product: Maf1 regulator-domain-containing protein
Exons: 6
Coding region: 144-839 (231 amino acids)
Biological process (GO): negative regulation of transcription by RNA polymerase III
Cellular component (GO): nucleus
Molecular function (GO): RNA polymerase III core binding
Source: RefSeq, a predicted model, not a curated record
AGUAAGUAAUGCACACUAAAAAAAAAAAGCAUCUAUAUUUCAUCUUGAAACCAAGGCAGAAAUUCCACCCACCCCCCUAAAUUUCUCUCUCUUCUUUUCUUUUUUCUUACUAAACCAAUACACAAAAAAAAAAAUAUACACAAAUGAAAUUUCUGGAAGUGGACUCUUUAGAUUUAAUAAACACCGACUUUAGAUGGGAGACAUCUGAAUGCAUAUUAACAGGACGUGUUGAAGCGUACUCUUGUAAAUCUGCAGGAACAGACAAAAAGCUUUACAAGACGUUAGAGAACAGAUACAAUGCCGACUUGUUAGCACCUGGGUCCAUCUCGCCAGAUGAGUUGCAGAUUAUUUCUCCAUUUGGUAGAUUGACGGAAGCUGCACCUCGCAAAACAUUCUUUUAUUUACUUGCUACCUUAAACGCUGCCUUUCCUGAACAUGACUUUGAAGACGUUCGACCCGACCAAUUUUUGAAAUUGCCCUCGAUAGAGAUGGUGAUGAAUUCUGUAAAUACGACCUUAUUCAAUCUAGGUAAUGAUGUGAUUGUGAAUCGAUACAGGUUAUGGGAUGUGAUGGAUGAGAUUGUUCAAUUGAACGAGUGUGAUAUUUAUACCUAUAAUCCUGAUGUGGACGACGAUCCAAUGAACGAAGAAGAAGGUUACCUGUGGUCCAUGAACUAUUUCUUUUUUAAUCGAAAAUUAAAACGAAUGAUUUUCUUUUCUAUCAAGAGUGAAAGUAUGAAUGCUCCAACGGCUGAAGAUGAUAUUGAAGAUAUUGAAGAUGAUGACACGAUGGGAGCAAGGCGUUAUCAUGACGAAUUUUCCAUGGAUGAUAUGGAAUAAGAAAACAUACCAUAUAUAUUGUUUUAUAAUAAACAUCAAAAUAUUUAAGCGCUUUGUAAUCAAGUAAAGAAGAAGUGUCCUU